GCUCCUCUCCUGCCCACUCUGCCUGUGCCCACAGCAUCCCGAUCCUCUCCUGCCCACUCUACCUGUGCCUACAGCACCUUGGUCCUCUCUUGUCCACUCUGCCAGUGCCCACAGCACGUUGCUCCUCUCCUGCCCACCCUAUGCUCCCACCCCAGCGCCCUGCUCCUUUUGUCUCACGAGGCUGAGAAGCCUUCUCUCUGCCAGCCUUCAGGCUGCUUGCUGCUCUUUCCUACUCUGGCCCCGGAGGUCCCACUUUCUCUGGUUCCAGGUCAUUUCAGAUCACCAGUUCUUCUUCCCCCCCUAGUACCACCUGACGAGUCCGCUUGGUGUGGGGAACACCAUCUGGGUCAGAGCCCUGCUCCAGGAGGAUGAGCAGUAAGAAAGGAGGCUCCAAAGCUCUGCCAGGGAAGGGGCAGAAGUCGGUCUCUGCAGCCAAGACAAGACCCAAGCCUGGGAAGCCAGGGGAGGACCCCAAGCCACCCAGGAAGGCAGGCGAGCAGACCCGGGAUAUUGCGCCCCCACUGGGCCCCGAAGCCCCCAAAGAGCCGACUGCGGAGGACCGGGCGGCCACGGUCAUCCAGUGCGCCUUCCGGAGGCUGCGCGUUGCUUCCCUGGACGCAGUGGUCAGUGUGCUGCAGGCAUGGGACCUGAGCCUCACGGAAGCCAUGCUGCAGAACAUGGAGGCCGAGCGGCAGCGCCGUGUGCUGGAGGCGCAGCGGCACCAGGAGGCUGAGGCCCAGCGUCUCAACUCCAGGGUGCAGCAGCUGGCCAAGGAGCAGCAGCAGUGCCACAAGGAGCUGCAUCAAGCCUACUGCGAACUCAACCGAAGGAUCACGGAGCACGACAAGUGUGAGCGGAAGCACAUGGGCAAAACGGAGCUCACACUGCAGGCCGUCAGGGACGCGGAGGCCCAAGUGGAUAGACUGCGGCAGGAGGCCCAGAAGGCGGAGGAGAUGCUGGCCAUGGCCAGGCUGGCACUGCGGGAGCAGACCCAGGAGGAUGUGGAGGAGGUUCCUGGGUUGAAAUGCCAGGUAACUGAACUGCAUGACGUGCUGAUGAAGGAUGUCGGUGACCGCAUCCACAGCGACGGCCGGUGGCCCCUUGUCAUCGACCCCUCGGGUCAGGCGGCCACUUUCCUGCGCUACCAGGACACUAACUAUCUGGACACAAUGAACCCUGAGCACCUGCGGCCGGAGAGAAUGCGGCUGGCGCUCCUGGGGGCGCUCAGGUACGGGAAGCCACUGGUGUUCGACCUGCGCGAGGUGGACAUGUUCCAGGCGGUGCAGUGGCAGCUGGAAGAGGUCCAGGCAGGCCUAGCGCAGGAACUGCUGAGCCGCAGGCUGCUGGAGGAGGAGCGGUACCUGUCGCUGCUGCGACCAGCUGACGGGCCAGAAUACGAGCCCACCCAGUUCCAGGCAGAGCGCCUGGUGCACUUCCGUCUCUUCUUUGUCACCCAGGUCAGGUGGCCGCCCGCGGAGCAGAUGCAGAUACUGCUUCCGGUGCGCGUGCUACUGCCUGGAUCGGGCCUCUAG
Messenger RNA from Echinops telfairi (small Madagascar hedgehog), 1532 nucleotides. RefSeq names its product IQ motif and ankyrin repeat containing 1 (gene IQANK1). Lineage: Eukaryota; Metazoa; Chordata; Mammalia; Afrosoricida; Tenrecidae. Bases 369 to 1532 code for a protein of 387 amino acids. The record is from RefSeq and is a predicted model, not a curated record. The transcript is spliced from 11 exons.